CAUCGUUCUCCACAUGUGCGGAGGAUACACCAUACCAUACCUUGUUCAUUCAGUUGUUCAGUUUGACAUAAGUGCUUGAAGACACGCGAGACAGCUCAACUUGUUCACGACUUUUGAGACUUUUUUUUUCGUUCGGGAAUUCCCCGUUGAAAAAAUUAUUAACAAGUGUGAUAUAAUUUCAAGUUUUUAAUCAUUUUUCAAUUUUUUUUUUUUUUUUUGCUUCGAACUUUACUUUUAUUUGACAACCUCAUAAAAGAAAGUUUACUUUUACUGUGUAUUUUUCUAUUCAAUAUGCGCCAACGAUUUUGGUCGUUGGUGCUACUACUAUCAAUAACAGCAUGUCAAAUUGCAGACGUAGCGGCAAAAUAUCAUCAUAUAAAAUUCCGACAUGCAAGGCACAGGAGACAACAUGCAGACGGCUAUUUGCCAAGCAGUUUUGUGGCUGAAAAUGACGAACCCGAAGAGGGACGUUGGGGAUCCUGGUCAGCACCCAGCUCCUGCUCUAGAUCCUGUGGUGGCGGUGUCGCUCAUCAAACACGGCGAUGUUUAGACAUUGACAACAAUGGGUAUGACAGAUGUACGGGAGCUAAGAAGAGAUUCUUCUCAUGUAAUAUUCAACCAUGUCCAGGUGGUUCUGGAGACUUUCGUGCAGAGCAAUGCGCCGAGUUCAACUCAGUACCAUACGAGGAUGUAUUUUAUGACUGGGUUCCAUACACUGGUGCACCGAAUAAGUGUGAGCUAAACUGUAUGCCACGGGGUGAACGUUUCUUUUACAGACAUAAGCUUGCAGUUACUGACGGUACACCGUGUGAAGUUGAAAAAAACGACGUUUGUGUCGAAGGGAAAUGCAUGCCAGUAGGAUGUGACAUGAUGCUGGGUAGCGAUGCAAGAGAAGACGCUUGCAGAGAAUGUGGUGGUGAUGGCUCUGAUUGCAACACCGUCAGCGGCUUCUUCGACACCGAUGACCUCCAAGUUGGAUAUAUCGAUAUUCUACUUAUUCCUGAAGGCGCUACAAAUAUUGCUAUCAAGGAAAUUGCACCUUCAAAUAAUUACUUAGCAAUUCGUAAUACGUCUGGGUAUUAUUAUCUAAAUGGCAACUGGAAAAUAGACUUCCCCCGAAGUCUAAAAUUUGCCAAUACAAUAUUUCAUUACGCGAGGGAUCCGCAAGGCUUCUCAGCACCGGACACAAUUACAGCCUUGGGACCAACUAGCGAAGCGAUUUAUGUCGUCUUACUCUAUCAAGAUCGAAAUGUUGGGGUGGAGUAUAAAUACAGUAUUCCUAAAAAAUUCUCGCCUCAAGCUGAUCCCGAUAGCUAUACGUGGACUGCCGAUGAAUUUUCCGAAUGUAGCGUAACAUGUGGUGGAGGCUAUCAAUCAAGACGAGUGAACUGUGUAAGACGUCGUAAUAAUGAGCCCGUUGAUGAGAAACUCUGUGAUCCGCAAUUAGAACCAGAUGACACUCAAUCUUGUGGGGAAAGUGCAUGUCCACCCGAAUGGGUUGAAAGCGAAUGGACGCCUUGUAGUAAACAAUGCGGUGAGGGUGGUGAACGUACACGAGAAAUAAAGUGUGAGCAGAUCAUCGUUGGUGGCAUACCGACCAUCGUUGACGACUCGAUGUGCAUUGAGAAACUUGGACCGAAGAAUGAGACCACCCAGGAAUGCAAUCGCAAUGUUACAUGUCCUAUGUUUCACUUAGGACCUUGGAAACCCUGUGAUCACUUGUGUGGUAAAGGAAAACAAACGAGAAAGGUAACUUGUUAUAAAAAAGAUGAUGACGGCAAAAUACAAGUAUUAGAUGAUUCAGCAUGCGAGGGUGAAGUGCCAGAAAAAGAGAAGCCAUGUGAAUUAAGACCCUGCGCUGGACUUGAUUGGGUCGCCUCUGAAUGGAGCGGAUGUGAUGAUAAAUGUGGUCUUACUCAAGAAACACGAACUGCUCAUUGUGCCACUCAAGAUGGUACUAUUUAUCCUGAUGACAAGUGUGAGCCAGAUAAAAAACCAGAGUUAACACGUGAAUGUGAGAAUACCAAAGGAUGUGAAUUUCAAUGGUAUUCAACUCAGUGGAGUGAGUGUUCGGCAAAAUGCGGUAAAGGCAUACAAACUCGUAAAGUUUUUUGCGCAACAUUUGAAGACGAUGUAACAUUAAAAAAAGUAUCUGAUGAAAAAUGUAAACCUGAAAAACGUUAUAACGAUACGAAGGAAUGUACAUCAGAAAUUGUUGAAUGCAAAGGCGAAUGGUUUGCAGGUCCAUGGAGUAAGUGUUCUAAACCAUGUGGUGGUGGUGAUAAGACACGAAAAGUUGUAUGUUUAAAAGACGAUAUGACUGUCCCAAUAAGUAAUUGCGAUCAAGACUCCAUAAUGUUUUCCAUGGAAGAAUGUAAUAAACAUCCUUGUGGUAAAGAUGAAGUAAUACCUGUAGAGCCGGGAAAAGAUAAUAUUCCAACGGAUGAAGAUGAUGAAUGUGAAGUAUACGAGGACGAAGAUUUCGUAACAUUAGCUUCGAGCUUAAAAACUGAUGAAGAUGAAAUAUCAAGUUCUAUUUCACCUUUCGAGUCAACUGGUUUGAGUAUGUCAACAUUAGAUGAAACAAUGAUGAGUGAUUCAACGUAUAGCCGUGGAGAUAUGACACCAACAGAUUUUGAAAGUGGUUACAGCAGCGGUGACGGAAGUGGUGACGAUGAGUUUACGCUAUUUACUUCUGUUUACACAGACACCUCAUCGUCAAGUAGUGAGUUUUCGACAAUUGAGGGAAGUGGAAUAACCACAGAUGAGGAAACCACAGAAAUGGAAACUGAUUUAACAACAGGAGUUUCAGUUAGUGAAGAUUCGGAAGAAACUUCUGAUACUACUGAUGUUUCUGAUAUUACUGAAGCAUCAAUGUCUACUGAUUCAACAAGUUCUAAUAUUGCAAGCAGUACAGACGAAUCGGGAUCAACUGAGUCAUCUGGUUCUACUGAUGUUUCUGGUACGCAAUCAUCGGGAUCAUCUGAAGCAUCUGGUAGUACAGAAGAAUCUUCUUCUAAAGCAUCUGGUAGUACAGAAGAAUCUUCUUCUGAAGCAUCUAGUAAUACAGAAGAAUCUUCUUCUGAAGCAUCUGGUAGCACAGAAAAAUCUUCUUCUGAAGCAUCUGGUAGUACAGAAGAAUCUGCAGCUUCUUCAGAGUCAACGAUAUUUGAAAGUACAAUUGAAUCAUCAUCUGAAAUUUCUACCAUGGAAUCAUCAGAAAUAUCAACCGAGACAUCAGAUUUGACUACAUCGGAAUCUAGUGUAUCGACGGCAGAAUCAUCAUCGGAAUUAUCAAGUUCAUCAGAAUCAAGUGCAAGUACUGAAUCAGAUAUUACCACAGUGUCAUCGGCGUCAGAAACAACCGAGUCAUCACAGUCUACUGAAUCUGGACCAACAGAAACAACUGAAUCAGCUCCAACAACCUCUUCUGAAGAAACACCAACAACUUCUUCUGAAGAAACACCAACAACUUCUUCUGAAGAAACGCCAACAACUUCUUCUGAGGAAACGCCAACAACUUCUUCUGAAGAAACGCCAACAACUUCUUCUGAGGAAACACCAACAACUUCUUCUGAAGAAACACCAACAACUUCCUCUGAGGAAACACCAACAACUUCUUCUGAAGAAACACCAACAACCGAUACAUCCAUAACCGAAACAACAGAAUCUGAUGUAUCUAAAUCAUCCUCAUCUGAUGUAACUGAAACAUCUUCUUCGGAGUUUGAAACAACUACAUCAGAACUUCCUUUCACAAUUUUACCUGUUGAUGGAGAAAGUGAUUCCGAAGGAUUACGUAAAGAUCUUGAGACAUCAUCAGAAUCUUCGUCGACUGAUGAAACUAGUGCUACUUCUGAAAGUUCAUCUGAUGUAAGUACAACUGAAGUAUCUGGUACUACUGAGUUAUCUACAACAGAAUCAUCAGAGUCUUCAGAAUCAGGAUCUACAACUGAAUCGGGCGAAACAACUGAAUCAGGAGCUACAACUGAAUCAGGUGCAACAUCUGAGUCAGGAGCAACAUCUGAGUCAGGGGCAACAUCUGAGUCAGGUGCCACAUCUGAGUCGGGUGAAACAACUGAAUCAGGAGCUACAACUGAGUCAGGUGCAACAACUGAAUCGGGAGCUACAACUGAAUCGGGUGAAACAACUGGAUCAGGUGAAACAACUGAAUCAGGAGCUACAACUGAAUCGGGAGCUACAACUGGAUCAGGUGAAACAACUGAAUCAGGAGCUACAACUGAAUCGGGAGCUACAACUGGAUCAGGUGAAACAACUGAAUCGGGAGCUACAACUGGAUCAGGUGAAACAACUGAAUCAGGUGCAACAACUGAAUCCGGUGCAACAAGUGAAUCAGAAACAUCUACAGAAUUAACUGGCAGUACUGAAUCUGUUGGAUCUACUGAAACUGAAACAGAAGUUUCGACAGUUUCAGGUGAGACAACAGAAUCAGGAGCAACAACUGAAAGUGGUAUGACAGAAGAAACUACUGUAUCUGGUACCACUUCAACUGACGAAGGAGAAACUGAUUUAACUGGCAAAUCAGACAUAUUAGAUCUAUUUACCACAAGUCCAGUGGAAGAGGCAAUAUCAAAAGAACAUAAACUCAGAAAAUGUAAAGUUAAAAGGAAGAAGAAGAAGUCAUGCAGAACUUCUGAAUUUAAUUGCUGUUACGACGGCAUUACCCCAGCUCAAGGGCCAUUUGGAAAAGGCUGCCCGACUCCACAAACUUGUGCAGAAACGACUUUCGGCUGUUGUCCAGACGGUGUAUCAGUUGCUGGUGGACCAAAGAAUGAAGAUUGCCCAUCAAUGCAUUGCAAUGAAAGUCUAUUUGGAUGUUGUCAAGAUGGUGUGACACCUGCUGAAGGUAAUGAUUUCGAAGGUUGCAAAAAACCAUGCAACCAGACUGAAUUUGGAUGUUGUCCAGAUAAUGAGACUCCAGCAAGUGGUGAAAAUAAUUUCGGAUGUUGUAAUGUAACUCAACAUGGUUGUUGUCCUGAUGGAAUCAAACCUGCAUCUGGACCGGAUGAAGAGGGUUGUGAAGAGAAUAUAACAGAAGGAACUGGCCAUACUGAAGAAUAUGGAAGCACAACACCGUUCGAAGGGGACUGUGCUAACUCAGCCUACGGAUGUUGUCCAGAUGGAAAGAGUCCUGCAACAGGAAUAAACUUUGAAGGCUGUGGAGUUAUUAACACAGAAAAUUGUACUGCUUCUUACUUUGGAUGCUGUGCGGAUGGUGUCACUACGGCACUAGGUGGACGUGGUGAAGGUUGUCAUGCAGCUUGUGAAUCAUCAACUCAUGGAUGUUGUCCAGAUCGUCUGACUCCAGCUCAUGGACCAAACGGCGAAGGCUGUUGCUUAACAUCCCCUUACAAAUGUUGUCCCGAUAAUAUUCUCCCAGCUCGAGGUCCUGAUUUUUACGGAUGUGGCUGUGAGUAUUCGCGUUUCCGCUGCUGUCCCGACAACACUACUGCAGCACGUGGACCAAACAAUGAAGGCUGUGGAUGCCAAUACACAGCCCACGGAUGUUGCCCCAAUAAAUUCACUCCCGCAACUGGACCCAAUUUCGAGGGAUGUCCAUGUUACACAUAUCAAUUCGGUUGCUGCCCAGAUGGUGUCACCACUGCCAAGGGUCCACGUGGCCAUGGAUGUGGUUGUGAGAGCACUGAAUUCGGUUGCUGCUCAGAUGACCGAACUCCAGCUAAGGGUCCAAACUUUGCUGGAUGUACUUGCGAUGCAUCUAAGUACGGUUGCUGUUCAGAUGGAAUCGAAGAAGCACAAGGAGAAAACUUUGAAGGUUGUCGUACAGUACCAACUACUCCAGGAGCUGCUUGUUCUCUGGCUAGAGAUCGUGGUUCAUGUCGUGACUUUACUGUCAAAUGGUUCUUUGAUACUGAGUAUGGUGGAUGCUCGCGAUUCUGGUAUGGUGGUUGCGAGGGCAAUGAUAAUCGUUUUAAAACUCAAGAAGAUUGUAAAGAUACCUGUGUAUCUCCUCCUGGACGAGAUGUAUGCCACUUGCCCAAGAGUACUGGUCCCUGUGAAGGGUACUACCCAAUGUGGUACUACGACAGUGAAAGAAAACAGUGUGGGCAAUUUAUUUAUGGUGGUUGUCUUGGCAAUAAUAAUAAAUUUAAAGCUCGUGAAGAAUGUGAACAACUUUGUGUCGUUCGGGAUGACAGUGAUCCGUGCGAGUUAGACAAAGAAUCAGGACCAUGUGAGGGUAACUUUACGCGCUGGUACUUCAACAAAGAUUCUCAAGCGUGCGAACAAUUCCGUUACGGUGGUUGCAAAGCUAAUACUAAUAACUUCCCAACUGAAGUUGCUUGCCACCAACAAUGUCUUCAACCGGGUCGCAGUAAAGAUUUUUGCUCACUACCAAGAGCUGAAGGUAAUUGCACGGAAAAAUAUCCAAAGUGGUACUUUGAUCAGUCAGAAAAUCGAUGCAUGCCAUUCUAUUACACAGGAUGUGGUGGAAAUAGAAAUAAUUAUGACGAUAGGGAUGCAUGUGAAGUAGAUUGUCCGCCUAAAAUUGAGCAAGAUCUUUGUCUUUUGCCUGCACUUCUUGGUGAGUGUCAUAAUUAUACCCAGCGGUGGUAUUAUGACUCGUUUGAACAACGAUGCAGACCAUUCUUCUACGGCGGAUGUGGAGGAAAUGAAAAUAACUUUAAUACGGAGGAAGACUGUAGUAAUAGAUGCGUAGCUUCAGUUACUAAACCACCAGAUAGUCGACAAAGAUUUUCUCCAGCCAUGUGUUUCCUGCCCGAUGAACAUGGGCCCUGUAGAAAUGAACAAGUGAAAUGGUUCUAUGAUAGUAGAGACGGUAUUUGUAAGCAAUUCCGUUACGGUGGAUGUGCAAGCAAUGGAAAUAAAUUUGAAUCACGCGAAGAGUGUGAAUACCGAUGCGGAGAAGUUCAAGACCCAUGCAGUUUGCCUAAAGUAGUUGGACCAUGCAGUGGUUCGAUGAUUCAAUUUUAUUAUGACCACGAGACGGAUACUUGUGAAGAGUUUGAGUACAGUGAAUGUGGUGGUAACAAAAAUCGUUUCCAGGAUCAUGAAAGUUGUGAGAGUAAAUGUAAACGUAGACGACCGCCGCCGCCACCACCACCCGUACCAGAACCACAAGCAUCAACAUCUAUACCACUUUCUGAAAUUGUUCCUAAUAGUCCUAUUUGCUUGGCUCCGGUUGAUGCCGGGCCAUGUAAUUCUGAAAUUACCGCUUACUAUUAUGAUCCCCAAUCUCAAGCAUGUCAAGCUUUCAUUUACGGUGGAUGUGAAGGCAACGCCAAUAGAUUCCAGAGUGAAGAACAGUGUGAAAGACUUUGUGGACGUUUCCAGGGUCAAGACUCGUGUAAUCUUCCAUCGGAUACUGGACCAUGCAGAGGCAACUUCAUAAAAUACUUUUAUGAUCCAAAUGCACGUGCUUGUCGUCAGUUUUACUACAGCGGCUGUGAAGGCAAUGCCAAUAGAUUUAGCACUGUGCUCGAGUGUGAAUCUGUUUGUUUACAUCGUGAAGAACCUACACCUGCUGGCAAUAAUACAGCACUCUCACACUUUGCAAUUUGCCGUGAGCCUGUGGAUGUUGGAACAUGUCCAACUGGUAAUUACAAAAGGUUUUAUUUCGACGAAGACCGUCGUACUUGCAUGGCAUUUGUUUAUACUGGGUGUGGUGGAAAUCGUAACAGAUUCAAAACAUUUGAAUCUUGUAUGCACACUUGCUACAGAGCGAGCAAUGAAAUAGACGUAGACAAUAGAAAUGUAUCAAAGGAUCCAUGCAUUGAAGCAAGAGAUGAAUGCAAUGCAAUUCAAUGUCCUUAUGGCAAAGAAGCUUUCGUCGAUGAUCAAGAUUGUGAACGCUGUAAAUGCGUUGAUCCAUGCCGAAGUGUUAAUUGUCCUGAAGGAUCUAGAUGUUCAAUAACUUUAGCAGCUUCUGCUGAUUCAGGAACAGAAUACAGAGCAGUUUGUCGAACAAUUACUAAACCAGGUCGCUGUCCGAGAGUAUCCUACAGUACAAGAUGCGAAAAAGAAUGUGAAACUGAUGCUGAAUGUUCGGGUGAACUCAAGUGUUGUGACAACGGAUGUGGUACCUCGUGUUUAGAGCCUGCAUCUGAAGAACCUUUGGUAACACCACCGCCAACUUAUAAUUUAACUGCACCACCUUAUGGAGCCGAGCCAGCUGCUAUUCAAAAACCAACAGAACCACACGUAAGUGGUGAAGAGGGUGGAUAUGUCAGUAUGAAGUGCAUUGCUACAGGAAAUCCUACACCAAUUAUCACAUGGAAAAAAGAUUCUAUUGUGAUAAAUCCAGCAGAAAAGAGACGACGAAUAUUACUUGAUGGAACAUUAGAAAUUAUUAACUUAUACAGCUACGACAGAGGCACGUAUAUUUGUUUUGCUGAUAAUGGACUUGCACCACCCGUUAAGACUGAAUAUCAAUUAGAAGUAACAGAACCUCAUGAACGGCCAGCUGCUAUUAUCGGUGAAAAAAAUACUUAUGUAACAGUAACAAUGAACUCACCAUCGACACUGUAUUGUUAUGCAAUGGGUUGGCCACGUCCUUUUGUAACCUGGUGGCAUGGAGACCGUAUGCUUCCAUUAUCUUCAGAGCAUUAUGAGCAAGACUCUGAAUACACAUUAUUAAUUCGUUCAGUAACUUUAACAAAUCUCGGUAUCUAUACUUGUCAAGCUUACAACGGUAUUGAUCGUCCUUCUUCAUGGUCUGUAACACUUCAAGCAAUUGGCCCAGUGUACAAUGUUAAACCAGAGUAUCAAGAGUAUACUAAAUACCUUGUAGAACCACCCAAGCGACCUAACAAUACUGAUCGCAGACCAGAGUACCCAUACAGACCAUCACGAACUCAAGCCCCUCAUUAUAAUCAGACUUACAUUCCUAUUCGUUAUACUCGUCCUACACCCAGACCUUACAUUCCACCUGUUAUUCCUCUUACUGAACCUCCACGACAGCCACCCGAAAUCAGAGUACCAGUUGUCGUCAAUGUAACAUCAUCAGGAAAUAAAUUCCCAGUAGGAAGUGACUUCAGUAUUGCUUGUACUGUUGAUGGUUAUCCGAUUCCUAAAGUACUAUGGUAUAAAGAUAAUGAUAUAAUUAAUACAGAUGGACGAGUUACAAUUUCUGAAUCAAAUAGACUUACGGUUACCAAUGCCGGUUACAAUGAUACCGGAAAAUAUCGCUGUGAAGCUUACAACAAUUAUUCAAAUGAUUCAGACACAAUAGACAUAAGUGUUGAAGGCGUACAUAUCGAUCCAGAGUGUCAGGAUAAUACGUUCUUUGCUCGAUGUGAUUUAAUAGUGAUUGCAAAAUACUGUCAGCACAAGUAUUAUGCUAAAUUCUGUUGUAGAUCGUGCACUGAAGCAGGACAACUUCCACCAGCUAAUAUGUAUCUUAAAGAUUCAACAAGAAGAAGAAAGAGAUCUUUUAGGAAUAUUUUCUAAGCAAGUGCACGAGUCAUUUCUUAAGCGAAAAAAAAAGAAAGAAAAAAAAAUAGUUAAUAUUAAUAAUGAUAAUAGUUAUAAUGCAAACAACAGAAUUAAAAUUUAUUUCACAAUGCCUAUUUAAAUCGAGACACAAUUAAUAUAUAUUUAAUAUAUUUAAAUAUUAAAUAUUAUUGUCUCAAAGGCUAAACUGAAUACAAUCGAGUCUCGUUCACUGCCAAAGCCUUAGAACGUUUAUGCAUAGAUACUUAUGGAGUACGAAUGAUAAUAAUAAUUAAUAUAAUAAUAAAAAAAAAUUAAAAAUAAUAAUAACAAUAAAGUAAUAAAUGACCACAGUAUCCAUAUAAACACGAUCUGAAGCUAAUCAACUAGUCGUUAAGGAACUGCGUGUCAGUAUUCCCUCAAGUCAUUCGUUUCUGUACAAUCACGAGAGACAUCAUUCAUACAUUUUUUUUUAUAUAUUAUUAUUAUUUCAUUAUUGUUAUAAUUAUAUUAUAAAUUUAUGAAUUAAUUCAAUUCAUAAAUAAUUAAAAUUAAAAUCCCGUAAUUACUUUAAUAUGUUUUUCAAUAAUUAAAUAUUUAGCCAUGAAAAAUAUCAAAGAUAACGAAAAAAUAAUAAUUGAUAGUUAAUAAUAUAUAUAUCUUAUAUGCCAUUUACACGUAUUUUAAAAAUUUAAAUAAGUUUUUAUAUUCAUUUUUAAUUAAUAUAUUAAACGUUUAUAUUUUUCGAUUGCCACCAAUUUUUUAAUUUAGUGGAAUUAUAAAAAAAAUAAUUGCAAUAAGUUUUAGUUUUAUUACGUCAUUUUAAUUACGUAUUAAUAAGAAGAUUAUUUAUAAAAAAAAAUGUUUUUAUAGAAUUAAACCUCUCGAUUUUUUUUAAUUAUAUCGCCAAAAAAUAUCAUACAUUGUAUAGUUUUUAUUUAAUUAAAUUACUAACUACAAAAAAAAUAUUAAAAAAAUUAAAAAAAAAGUUAAGAACAAAAGUAUAAAAAACAUUAAAAGUUUGAUUGUUCAUACAUACACAUAAAUUUAUAAAUCUUCUAAAACAUAUCGAUCAUCAUCGACUAAUUAAAAAAAUAUAUAAUCAACAAAUCAUUUAUAAUCAAUCAGAUGAAAAAAAAAAUAUAUUAGAAUAAAUAUAAUGUCACUUUGCACUAGGCAAUACUAAAAGGAUUUAUCAAAUUGUUAAACGUUUAAUUACUCAUAUUAAUCAACAUACAAAUGUAAAAGCAAAAAAACGUUUACUGUUAAACAUAUAUUAUUCUAUAUCAAUCAAAUUUGAAUUAAAAAAAAAAUAAAAAUAAAACGCAGUGCCUUAAAUAAUAAUGUAGAUUAGUGAAGACAAAUUGGUUAAAAUAAAAAUUUAUUUAUAAUUCAUUUUAAUAAUGAAAUACUGUCUUUCACUCAUAUUGAAAAAAUAAAGAAAGACGUAUCUAAAACAUAUACAUUUAAAAGUACAUAAAUUUAUCAGUACAGUGUUAGAUCUAUACAUCAA
Molecule: messenger RNA, 10942 nt
Organism: Microplitis demolitor
Lineage: Eukaryota; Metazoa; Arthropoda; Insecta; Hymenoptera; Braconidae
Gene: Ppn
Product: papilin
Exons: 31
Coding region: 292-9447 (3051 amino acids)
Biological process (GO): extracellular matrix organization
Cellular component (GO): extracellular matrix; extracellular region
Molecular function (GO): metalloendopeptidase activity; serine-type endopeptidase inhibitor activity
Source: RefSeq, a predicted model, not a curated record